This is a messenger RNA of Clonostachys byssicola, 1617 nucleotides long. NCBI's taxonomy places the organism in Eukaryota, Fungi, Ascomycota, Sordariomycetes, Hypocreales, Bionectriaceae. The record is from the annotation of a GenBank genome assembly.
CUGGCACGGAUCGAUAGGCCAGCCUACGCACAGCGCGUCGUCUUUGUGGAACAGGCAGACACUGCCGCCAAGAAACAGUCCGGCUCCAGCAAGAACUCACGGCGGCGGUCUCACUCAUCAGGACACGACGAUGAUGCCAAGGGCGGCUGGAAGUCACGGCUGCUGGAAGGCGGCGCGACAGCCUUCGGGUCCGUCGUGGUGCUGGGCCUGAUCGGCUACUCGUAUGAGAUGUACUACAAGUGGCUCGUCCUCCAGAAGAUGGACAAGGCCUUUGACGAGGGCUACUCGACGCCCGAGCUGGCCGCCCUGACGCGCCACACGUACGCCAACCUGGGCCGCAAGGUGGUCAUCCUCAAGGACAUGGAGGACGACAACUGGAUCUCCCGCCAGGAGCAAGGGGUCAUCGACGCCAUCGUCGACGGCACCGCGCAGGGCCAGUACCAUCUCAUCACGGGCGAGAAGGGCACCGGCAAGACGUCCAUGCUACUCAAGGCCAUGCGCCGCAUCGAGGGCAAAGGCAUCGCCAUGCUCGAGGCCCACGGCGACCUCGAGGUCUUCCGCCUGCGCCUCGGCAAGGCCCUCAACUACGACUUCCACGAGGACUACAUCGGCAGCCUCUUCAGCUUCAAGGGCCCGCGCGACGCCACGCCCCUGCUCGACAUUGAGCGCGCCUUCAACAAGAUGGAGAAGAUUGCCCUCCGGCGCCGCCAGCUCACGGGCAAACCGCUGCUGCUCAUCAUCAACCGCGCCCACCUGCUGCGGGAUGAUGACGAGGGGCGCCACCUGCUCGAGGCUAUCCAGCAGAGGGCCGAGCUUUGGGCUGCCAGUAUGCUUGUCACGGUUGUCUUCAUCAGCGACGAGUACUGGAUCGAGGAGCGUCUACGGCCGCAUGCCACUCGGAUGCGGGUGCUCCCUGUCCACGACAUCUCGCGAGACACGGCGGUAGAUGCCAUCAAGGAAUUCCGAGCACGCGUCUUCCACGAAAAGGUGACGACGGAGGCAGUGGAGAAGGUCUAUGCCAGGGUCGGAGGAAGGCUACGCUUCAUCAGCCAGGUAGCAAAGGCGGUCGACAUGGACCUCGCUUCCAGAACCAUCGUUGAGAGGGAGAAGCAGUGGUUCCUCAACCAGUGCUGGAUCCUCGGCAAGGAGAUGGACCCCGAGGCGGAGAAGCAGCAGGAUUUCUGUAUGGCGGCCAUGGUGCUGGCCAAGGCCCUUGUUGCCAAGGAGGACGAGAUGAAAAAGGAUGGGACCAUCAGCCCGUUCGCCCUGCCCGAGCUUCCGCUGCACGAGGCGCGGCAGAUCAUGACGCGCUUCGACUUCAUCCAAGCCCACGAUCACAUCAACAUCUUCUCCAUCGACUCCAACUCCAAGGUCCGCGCCGACUCGGUCGCCAUGCAGAAUGUGUUCCGCGAGGUGGUCAACCAGGAGGGCUUCCAGGAGCUUUUGGAUGAGACACAGGAGCGUCUGGAUGAGCUGGAAGCCCUGGGGCGGACGAGGGAGAUCACGCUCAAGGACUUGGUUGGGGGUGGAGGGUACAAUGCCAGCGUUAAGGAUGGCUCAGCAAAGCAGGCAAACAUGGUCAUUUCGUUCAGGGCUGCCCCAGAUCCUGACCCAUAG